AGUUUUGAAAUAAUCUGGUAGAUGGCGCCACAUGUAGGAAGAUGAUGCUACGCUCUUUCGGAUGAACACUGAGAUAAUGCUCAAAGAAGAACGAAGGAAAGAAGUGGAAUAAAAGUGUGGAUAAUGUUCCACAUGUGUUGAUUAAGUGCAAAUUAAUUGUGGGCGCAAAUUAAUGAAGAGUUAAACUCGAACUUUACACAUGUCUAAGAUAGAAAGCGGCGCUUAUAGACUUAAUUUAGUAGGGAAGACCAAUCCCUAAUGUUGUAACUCGCUCAACCUACAGUUGACCAGUUAAGUGACAUGAAGGUCGCCAAACGAUUGAUUAUUUAUAGCAGAUGAUUCCUUUGACUGGAUCAAGUUUCACAAAUAAUAGGAAUUUAAUCAAGAUGAAGAUGCAUGCAGGGCCGCCGUCCCCGGCGGCCGACUCGUCGCUGGACGACGCGCUGCGCUCCGCAGCCGACGACGGUAGCGAGGACAGCUGCAAUUUCGAGGACUGCAGCUCGGGCGACGGGGCGAGGACGGGCGCGGCCAGCCCGGCGUCGACGGCGUCGACGACGGCGUCGGCGGCCGCGUCGCCGGAGAGCGAGUGCGUGAACCCGCUGGUGCGGACGGACAGCGCGGGCAGGGCGAGCGGCGAGGACGGCGACGAUGUGUUCGACUCGGCGGCGGAGGGCGAGGCCGACGCGCCCGGGACGCCCUCGACGCCCGUCUCGCCCGCGGGCGAGGCGCGCGGCCGAAGAGGGUCCUCCCUAGGGCGCACGCCACCCAUCCGCCGCGGCAGCAAGCCCUCGGUCCCUUCCUCGCCUCUCGCGGCCGCCCCAGCCCCCGCCCCGCCGCCCCCGCCCUCGCUGCCCGCCGGCACCGCCGCCGUCGACGAGGCCGAUGAAGACGACGGCAUCGUCGAGUUCCUCGACAAGAGCACCGAUAAAGCUGAAGCUCGCUUGGCAGCAAGGAGGCAAGCACGUGCAGAAGCAAGAGAAAUCCGCAUGCGAGAGUUGGAGCGGCAGCAGAAGGAACUGGAGGAAAAUGCAGACAAAGUGUAUGACAUGUAUCCAGAGCAGGUGAGUAGGCCCUCCAGGGUGGCCACUACUAUGUCCACCCCACGCUUGUCGCGAGAAAGUACUAACAGCUACCAGUCCAGUCGGCGAAGUUCAGAGGAUUCUUUAGAAGAGGGAAUCAGUCUCCGGGAUAUGAGACAGGAACUUAAGGAGUAUGAGGAGAAGUUCCGGAAGGCAAUGGUUCAGAAUGCCCAGUUAGACAAUGAAAAAGCAUCAUUGACGUACCAAGUGGAAUUGCUUAAGGAUCGCCUUGAUGAUCUAGAGGAACAGCACUCUCAACUUCAGCGAGAACACAAGGAAAAAUGUAGAGAGCAUGAUCAGCUGAAACGGGCUUGGGACAAACUGAAAGAGGACAUGGAGUGGUGCAAAUCCCAGCUGGAGGAGAGAGAUCAGCUGAUUCAGGAAGCAGGACUCAUGAUUGUUGGCGAUACUCAGGUAUCCAGUGAUGAAGAAAGUAGUGAGGAAGAUGAUUCAGGUGACAAAACUCAGUCAAAACGACCUCCUAAACGAGCUUUGGUAUCUAUAGAGAAUGCUGAACUUCUCCAAACAGCAGGUGAAGGAACAUUAGAUGUGCGGCUACGAAGGUUUGCUGAGGAACGUAAUGAGCUCUUAGAUCAAGUUAGACACUUGAAAUUAGAACUUGAAGAGGAGCGGAGCCGCCAUAAGUCAGAUCGGCUGAGGCCGGCUGGUGCGGGCGCCAGCAUGAAUGGACCAGACACCGAUCUCGUUGACAUUCAGAGAGAAGCAAAUAAACAAUUAGGAGAUUAUAAAUUUAGGCUUCAGAAAGCGGAGCAAGACGUUUCUACUCUACAGGCCAAUGUUGCACGCUUAGAAAGUCAAGUGAUACGAUACAAAUCUGCAUCUGAGUCAGCUGAAAAAGUUGAAGAUGAAUUGAAAGUUGAAAAGAGGAAAUUACAGAGAGAGCUUCGGGAAGCCCAAGCACGAGUUGAAGAACUUGAAACAUCAAAUAAUCAUUUGCAAAGGCGACUUGAUAAGUUAAAGAAUGCAAAGUCGGCACUUCUCAAGGAGUUGUGAUAGUUGCCACAACCCUCCUCGUCUGACUUGUGAGCGGUCCUGAAUUUUCUUUUCCACUGCAGGAUGUCAUGAGAUGGAAAUGUACAUCUUGUGAAAGAAAGUUUAGAAACAUCAUUUGUAUUCCAUGUUCCUUGUCUGCUGUAUUAUGUGCCAAUUUAUCAACCUGUAUGCCUGAAAUAUUGUAUAAGCAAAAUUCACUAACCCCAAAAUUUGCUUUGUAAAAACCUAGGAGAUGACUACAAUUAAGUUCAAGGCUUUUGCUGGGAUAAAGAAGUGUUGUAGUAAAAAUAUUAAGAAGCACAGAUUACCUUUAUGCACAAUUUUAAUACUGGUUUCUUUGAAUCAUAAGUUUAACAAAAAGUAAUAUUAGUGCCAUUACCAUGAACUAAAAUGAUUUUUGUGUGUGCUGAAACACUUGAGUAGUACUAGAUAAUGUUUCAGUGUUACGUGAUCAUGCAGAACGUCAAUUCACAUGGUCAUACUUUCAAAAUAAUGGAUAGGUGUUGAAUAUGACACUCAUUGGUGGUAUAUAUGAAUUGAGAUGAACAGUGGUCUCUAUUAUUUAGCUAACUGAAUAGAUGUGUACCCAUUGCACAAGCAUACAGUGUUGUAACUAGCAAACAGUCAUCAAUUGCAAUGAUGUAAAUCCUAAAAUGUGAUUUAGAAGGAAGCAAAUCUGUUUCUGCACUAUCUAGUAGUACUGAAAUAUUUAAUAUAAUGUGACAAGACUAUUGACACAGUUCUACUUAACUGCUUCUUAAAUAUUACACUAAUGCCAUCUCAUGAUGCCCUUUGCACUAACUCUUUUCAGUUAUAUUAUAAUUCUUCAGUCUUAUCUGCAUUGCUCACUGAGGAGGGAGAGUUUGAGUAUGUACGAAGAUGAUGAUGUAUUUCAGUUUACUACCUUGUACAAAACUCGUACAUUUUUUAGAAAAGGAAAUUCAUCCAUAGUGGCCAUAGCUAAUGGGCAGUAAAUUCAUUUGUACAGAUCUCUUUUUCUUUUGUUUUUUCUCCUCUUUCUAUUUUUUAUUGUGAUGGUUUAAGGAACUUGUGUGUUUUUUUAUGUGGAUUUUGAUUGAGUUUUGUCUAAUCCAGUUUUUCUGUGAAAAUGAUUUCUUUGUGAUAUUUGUUGAUUGUAACAGGUGCAUAAGGAUGUCAAUUUAAGAACAGUUGUGCCAAGAAAUGAUAAUUGUGUGUAGAAUAAGUGGGACCACCUUUUGCAUCUUAUCCACUUUUGAGCAUUGUGCUGUUGAAGUGGAGCCUAAAACAAAAUAAAAUAUUUUCAAUAUGUAAAUAAAGUACAUUUUUUGACUAACCCAGACAUAAGGGAACAAUUUUGGGAAGCUGCAUAUGGUGAUCCUACUUCUGUACCUAGUACUGUGUGUAACUACACCAUAAGCCUUAUGGUGUAAAUGCCAAUUUACAUCUGUGUAGGCUGUUUGUUUGGAGUGGGAAAUGAAUUGAGUAGGUGCCUAUGCAGUCAGAUAUUAAGACAUUGGGCUCCAUAGAUUGUUCAUAAACGUUCUUACUUUAAUUUUUCUUGUCCUCAAAUGAUUAUUGUUAUUUUUAUUAUGAAAACAAAAUCUUCCUGCAGAAUUGUAUAAAUAGUGUUUCAGAUUUGUAUUACCCACAGCUAACAGAUGAAAUAUUGCUAGUUAGUUUUAUGGGAAAACCUUUUUCUUUGGUAUGUUUGUUUGUUUUUUGUUAAUAUUUUAGUGCUUGAGUGCUUGGAAGAUAAGUCUGUGAAUUUUGUGCUCUUGCAAUUAAAAAAACAACUGACAUGCUGCAGUAUUAUCAUGUCAAUAAAAUGCACAGAGAAAUAAGAUUGAUUUUUGUCUGUAGAGUACAAGUUUGUUUUUGAUGUGUUAGGAUUUACAUUUUCAAAUCAUUCACAUUUUUUUUGGUAAUGCAAGAUGUACAUUGUUGCUAGAUGUCUUUAGUUCAGGGUUGUUUUGUGAUAAAUGUCUUCAUAAUUAGUUACAAAAUUCAUUGAAUUAGAAUAUUAUUUCUAUUUUUCUCUGUAAUGUUUUGUGUAUAUCAUGAGAAUUCUGUCAGCAAGCCAGUAGAUCAAAUCUCCACUACGACAGGAACAACUUAAAGAUAAAUAAAAACAUUGGUUUAAAAUGUGAAAAGCAAUACAUUUGCUGAUCACCAGCUCUAUAAAAUACAAAAUACAAAAGGCAAAACAGUUAUUUUAAAAAUUGUGUGGGAUACAUAUUUUUGUAUGUUUUGUAAAAGACAAAAUGCUUCUCCCUGGCAUAUUUCCAAGGGGGGUACCUCUUAAAGAAAUAGUGACAGGUAAACCCCAAUAAACAUUUUCAGCAGCAGUUCCAUGGACUCAAGAACAAUGCAUAUUUCUAGAGUACAUCAGAUAAAUUUUAAUAUUUCCCUUAUAUCUAGAACUCUAAUUCUGUUCUUUCCGUUUGCAGUUAUGAAGAGUAAACAGUUGUGACUGUGACUUAUGAAUUUGUACAGAUUUGUAUGUCAUAUUUUGCCCCUAUUUUUAUGGUGGCAGUACUGCUUUUUUAUGUGUAUAAAUACUCUAUUUGUUUUCUCCAAUAAGAGAAUAAGAAAAAGAGGUUCCUUCUAAAGUGAAAGCUAUGUAGUUGAAACAUUUUUAUUAUCAAAUGUAUACUGUAUAUAAGCGCUUUUUUGCAUUGACUAUUAAUAUUAAUAAUGCAGGAGGUAAUCAUUGUACAUAUGCAAUGAUCAUAGAAGCACAGCUUACUUUGAGUAUUUGCCAACAGUAGGUUGGUAAUUUCUCAAAUAAUUUUGUGUCCUUAUUUUUUCAGUUUGAUUGAUCAAGGGGUAGAUUGUAACGAAAUAGAUUCAUUUUUUUAACUUUGCUGACAUCAAAACAUUAAGUUUAGACUAACAGUUUUCUGGUUUUAGUGGGUUGUAAAGUCAUUUUAUAAAAUUUAACUGAUACCAGUGCCUGACAGUUGAUUUCUUUUGUUUUAUUGUAAUCAUUAUCAAAGGUACAUUUUGUGCAUUCUACCUGCCUUCUGUAAUUUUGAUGUAUACAUGUUCUCUAAUUUGGUGCUGAAGUUUAACUUAUUGAUGUUAGCUAGCAUUUUGUUUUGGUAUGACAUGGUAUGGAAUGUUAUGU
Molecule: messenger RNA, 5202 nt
Organism: Gryllus bimaculatus (two-spotted cricket)
Lineage: Eukaryota; Metazoa; Arthropoda; Insecta; Orthoptera; Gryllidae
Source: the annotation of a GenBank genome assembly